Salpingoeca rosetta is the source of this 1817-nucleotide messenger RNA. RefSeq lists its product as uncharacterized. The transcript has a single exon. The record is from RefSeq and is a predicted model, not a curated record. NCBI's taxonomy places the organism in Eukaryota, Choanoflagellata, Craspedida, Salpingoecidae. Bases 166 to 1536 code for a protein of 456 amino acids.
AUUUCCUUGUUUCGCUGUCCUUCCUCUUGCGUGCUCACUUGCUUCACAGCAACCAUUGCGUGCUCGCUUGCUUCACAUCACAUCAACCAUUGUGCGUCAACCAUCCUUUCACCCACCGCCCUUCCCACUUCAGCUCUGUGCUCUGCCUUUGGGGUCAAAGGGAGGAUGCUGGAUGCUGCGGUUACAGCCAUCCAGGUGGCGCUGUGGAAGGUGCUCGGGUACAUUGCGACCAUCCUCCCAUUCCCCGUCCCUGGCGUUGGCAUGGGCGUUGGUGACGAGCACCAGCGAGUGCAGCGCAGCCACACAGACAACGAUAACAACACCACCACCGACGACGACGACGAUGACGACGGGCCACGCUUUCGCUCGUACCACUCUCCCGCUUCGCUUGCCUCUGCGCUGUCACAGCAACGGGGGCAACAGGGGCAACAGGGGCAACAGGGGCAACGGCCGCAUGUCCAGGUGACGCAAGACCACACACGCGUUCCUGUCGCGUUAACAACAAACACCGAGGCAGCGGCUACACAUGCCCAGGAGCGGGAACACGGAGUGCACCAGCCACCCUUUGCGAUGGAGAGCGACCUCCCGCAGGGAGACGAGCAUCACCCGGGCAGCGAGCCACCAUGGCGCACACAGCAGCAGGGUGCUGGCACCAGUACUUUGUCUUCAGUGCAUUGGACCAACGCCAACAAUAACAGAGCGCAAGGCGGCACGGCCAUGGACAGCCGCGGUGGUGACGGCGCCGGUAAUGGCGUGUUACCUGGUGAAUCUGAGAUGGCACAGCAGCCACUCGAUGCAAGACGAGAUGAUGGCGAUGAAAGCAACGGUGACGGCAACACCCGCGCUGACGAUGAGGACGAGGAUGCAGAUGAUGACGAGGAGAACGACCACGAUGGUACAGAUGACGAGAACGGCGAAGGCGUUGAAGCCGGGUUCGCACGACCAUGGCACCCAGUAAUGGCAAUGCAGCGAGAAGGAGGAGGAGGGAAUGUUGCGAUUGCGAUGGGCCCCGAGGUGAAGUGCGACACAGACACGUCCACGCUGUUCUCAGCAAGCAUCCUGACUGACCACGCUGUGUUGGACGAGCGCACGACACAGCUGCGGCUCACAGACUCCAGCCCGGUCCAGUUCCUGCUCUCGUUCACCCGCGUGUCCGAGCAACUGUGCGAUGGCGACCUGCGCGAGCUGCAAGUGUCGGGCCUCGUUGAUCACGCACGGCAGGCGCUGCUGUGUCGGCACAUGCAGCAGGCAUACGGGCCCUUCACAAGUGCUGUUGAUGACAGCACGACGGCAAGCAUGGAUAGCGCGCUUCCCUUUACCACGCGAACCUCUCCCUUCGAGGUAACCACCAUCCACCUCAACUUUGCACAGGCCUCCACGGCAAUCACUGACGACACAGCACGCAGCACUGCUGCAGAUGGUGACGACAUUGGUGGCGGAGAUGGCGACGGUGGUGGUGGUGGUGGUAGCUCAUGGACUGCCUUAAUCAUGGAUUUCCCCAGUGUUCUCACGCAGCACCCGCAACGCCCCAGAUAGCGCCUGGCUGGCGGUGGUUUGAAGCACCAAUAACCAUGUACAUGCGCUUUCGGCAACGCAUGGCUCUUGCAUGGCUUCGCUUCUGCCUAUCUUUAUGUUUUUAUGUAUCCCCGAUCUCCACCGCUUUGACGGCUCUUUGAUGGCUCUGGUGUGUGGGUGGUGUGCGUGACCUCGUCAAGCACAACUGCCUGGUGUCAUGUCACGUUCGUGCAUGUGCAGCCACGGUUCUCCUUCCAUCUUCACCAUCCAGUCGUUAUUUGUGCAUUAAAUCUUCAGCCGAC